This is a messenger RNA of Nothobranchius furzeri (turquoise killifish), 688 nucleotides long. Its product is annotated as cystatin-C. Lineage: Eukaryota; Metazoa; Chordata; Actinopteri; Cyprinodontiformes; Nothobranchiidae. Gene Ontology annotation, molecular function: cysteine-type endopeptidase inhibitor activity. Gene Ontology annotation, cellular component: vesicle; cytoplasm. The record is from RefSeq and is a predicted model, not a curated record.
AUUUAUAGGAGACGUAAUGCCAAGCAAGUUGCCAGAAGUUUUUCUGCUAAUUGAACCUACAGAAGAACAAUGUGGAAGGUUGUAUUACUUUUCUUUGCAGCCCUAAUUGCUGCAGUACUUCCCAUCCCAGGAGGACUUUUUGAUAUAAAAGCCAAUGAUACCGACGUCCAAGAAGUGCUGAGCUUCUUUACUAUCCAACACAACAAUGGGACCAAUGACACUUACCUCCACCAAGUCAGAGAGGUGGUCCGUGUUCAAGCUCAGGUGGUUGCAGGAUUGAAGUAUUAUUUUACUGUGAACAUGGCACGGUCUACCUGCAGAAAGGACGAUGCAGAAGAGGACAGUUCAAAAAAGGAUGAUGUAAAUAAGGACGAUGCAAAGAAAGAAGAAUGUGUCAUUCAAACAGAACCAGCCUUGGCUCACUCUUACCAGUGCACGUUUACUGUGUGGAGCCGCCGAUGGCUCAACGACACCCGCCUGCUGGAGCACAAAUGCUAGAAAUAGAACUGUGAAUAUUUCCUGGAUUUGCCUUCAGUGUAAAGUUCACUGAUACAGAAAUGUUAACAUACCUAAACCAUGUUUGUUGCAUAAUUGUACACUGGCUGUUUUUCAAACUUGACUGCUUUCAGGAUAAUUCUGUAACUUUUUAACCCAAAAUAAAAGCACAUUUGAUGAUUGUCACAAAGCU